Molecule: messenger RNA, 2328 nt
Organism: Capsicum annuum
Lineage: Eukaryota; Viridiplantae; Streptophyta; Magnoliopsida; Solanales; Solanaceae
Product: protein DETOXIFICATION 44, chloroplastic
Exons: 13
Coding region: 198-1871 (557 amino acids)
Biological process (GO): transmembrane transport
Cellular component (GO): membrane
Molecular function (GO): xenobiotic transmembrane transporter activity; antiporter activity
Source: RefSeq, a predicted model, not a curated record
GGAAAAGAUAUUUUAUUACACAAUUCCCAUUUCAGCCGUUAAUUCAGCUGACAACCCCAAAACGACCCCCCCCCCCCCCCCAAACCCGCAGAACUGAUAAUUCCCCUCCGCGUCCCACGAAUCCAAAAAGGAAAAGCUAAACUCCUAUUAAACUUGUUUGUAUACUAAUUUUUUUCUUUAUCUACAGUUGAACAACCAUGGCUUCUAGUCUUCACCAUCCCUUAUUUACUCACUCUUUUCCCCAGAAAAAUCAGAAUUACAGUUAUUUCUGUUGCUCUACUAAUCUUCAACUAAGAGAUAAUAGUACUAGUUCCUCAACUCGACUCCGUACUGUACUCGUCAAAUCAUCUAGGGACAAAAAUCCUACAACUAUAUCCAAAAAUUCCAUUCAUAAUUCAAAUGAAAGUCGGGUCAAGAAUCCGGAUCCUGACCCGGGACCCGACCCGGAUCCUCCCUCCUCCUCCUUCUCCUCAUCACUGUUGGAUUCAGUCACUUCCUUGCUGGAAGUGCUGAAAUUUGAUGGAAUUGGAUGGGAUAUUGUGUCCAUUGCGUUGCCUGCGGCGCUAGCUCUUGCUUCUGACCCCAUUACUUCACUUGUUGAUACUGCAUUUGUUGGACAUUUAGGUUCAGUUGAAUUAGCAGCAGUAGGUAUUUCAGUAUCAGUUUUCAACCUCAUCUCGAAAUUGUUCAAUGUUCCUUUGCUCAACGUCACAACUUCUUUCGUUGCUGAAGAGCAGGCAUUAAUUACUAAAGGUGACGAUAGCUCACCUGAUUCACAAAGCAAGAUAUUACUUCCUUCGGUAUCAACUUCGUUACUACUUGCCCUUGGCCUUGGCAUUGCGGAAGCUGUGGGACUUUCUGUUGGGUCCGGUUUCAUGAUGAAUACCAUGGGUAUAUCUGUUGAUUCACCAAUGCGUGUACCAGCUGAGCAAUUCCUUACAAUGAGGGGCUUUGGAGCUCCACCAGUUGUUAUAGCACUUGCUGCUCAAGGAACAUUUCGUGGAUUUAAGGACACAAAAACUCCUUUAUAUGCUGUUGGAGCUGGUAACUUGGUAAAUGCAUUCUUGUCUCCAAUUUUGAUAUUCUCCUUUGGUUUCGGCAUUAGUGGUGCUGCAAUUGCUGGUGUGAUUUCUGAAUACUUGACUGCUUCUAUCCUUCUGUGGAAGUUAAAUGGGAAAGUUCUUCUUAUUGCUCCAGACAUUGAUGUGGGAAGAUUUUCUCAGUAUCUUAAAUCUGGUGCCCUUCUAAUAGGGAGGACUUUCGCACUUCUAAUUACCACUACACUAUCCACAGCUCUGGCAGCACAACAGGGCCCCGUGCCUAUGGCUGGUCAUCAGAUCUGCUUUGAAGUUUGGCUAGCUGUAUCGUUGCUAACUGAUGCCUUGGCACUUGCUGGGCAGGCUCUUCUUGCCACUGGAGUUUCUCAAGGUAAUUAUGGCCAAGCACGCGAAGUGGUUUAUAAAGUUCUACAGAUUGGUGCAUUGACAGGAGUUGCCUUGGGUUUUAGCUUGUUCAUUGGUUUUGAAGCACUCUCCACCUUAUUCAGCACAGAUUCUGAAGUUCUGAAAAUUGCCAGAUCUGGUACUCUGUUUGUUGCUGGAUCUCAGCCAAUAAAUGCUAUUGCCUUCGUUCUUGAUGGGCUCUAUUAUGGUGUUUCAGAUUUCGAAUUUGCUGCAUAUUCUAUGUUAGUGAAUGGAAUAGUCUCCUCAAUCUUCUUACUUGUGGCUGCGCCAUUAUUCGGUCUUCCUGGAGUCUGGGCGGGGCUUUUUCUCUUCGUAGCCUUGCGGGUUGUAGCUGGAAUAUUGAGGUUACAAGCAAGAGACGGACCAUGGAAAUUUCUUCGGUCGGAUAUGGAACAGGAUAGUGUCUGACUUUCAGUUAGCAAGUUGAUUGAUUCUCUUAUGAUGGUCAGCAAAUUCUGUAAGGCCUAUGCCAAGGAUGGCGCAAAUUGCUGACCAUACCUUAACAGGCAUUUGCAGAUCUUGGCAAAAUUGAACUCCUGAUAUCUGGAAAGUUAAUUCUACAGUAGAACAGCCAUAUCAAUUUCAUCAAUUUCUUUGGUCUCUACUGACGGGGGGAGGAUUUAUCUUCAAGAUUGCUCUGUGGAGGUUUGAAGAACAACCAUGAUCAAGCUACAUCAUCUCAAUGACCAUUAGAAAGUCUAGCUAAACUCUAACUUGGGAAUCCACUCCACCACCACCACCUUUUUUCCCUCCAGUUGGUGAAAUAAUUCAAAAAAGAGAGUUCAACCAAGUGAUCUUUGUAAAGUUGAACAGCUUAUUUGAUGCAUAUAGUACUAUGCUAAUGUAACAGUUCAUUCUUCUUGUA